AUUGCUAGUGGCGGCCGACGGCAGAACUCAUAUUUCGAAGCCAGGUUGGCCCAGAUCGUCGAUAUUACCUGAGCCACGGGGGUAUCUCAGUUGGGACAAGAGAUGGGGAGUCUAGCCUGCCAUUAAGGAUAAUAGGCGUUUACCUUAGACGUUGAUAUAACGAGCAUACGCAAGGGGCCAGGUGGCAGACGAUGAGUUUGGACAAUAUUGAACGUGCUCAGCAGGUCUGUCUGACUUGCAAAAGUCGAAAAAAGCGCUGUGAUAAAGUGGUCCCUAUUUGCGGAUACUGUUCCAAGCGAGACCUGCAAUGUUGCUAUGACUAUCCGCUUGUCACCCAGGAGGAUAGUGUGGUUUCGGCCAGCCAUUCAGCUUCAGCUUCAUGCCAAUUGAUUCCACAGAUCGGCCAGAAUUCGACAUGUAGUGUUCCGGCCCUAUACCCUUUAUGGAUGCAGCUGAACUGGAUAUCCGAUCCACUACCGAUGGCACUCGAUGUUAUGUUGGAUUUGCAAGUGCGACAAGUGAUUCAGUCAACGAAUUUACCCUUCACAGAAAUCUCCAGUCGAUUUUUUAGAGAUUUCCACAGAUGGCUUCCAGUUGUGUGCCCUCGAUUGUUCUACGAGACUGCCAGGAAAGAUGAGGAUAGUCCUCUACCUGCGGAUUACUCGGUCCUCGUUCUUUCUAUGUGCCUCAUUACAUUGCAUCCACCAGCUGGAAUCUUGAACCCACCUGUAAGUCCGAAGGACCUUUAUUUGAGGGUGAGGAUGAUAUUAGCCCAUGUCCAGAGCGUAAUCUGCGCUUCGCCAUCCCUCAUACAAGCCAGUCUCAUCCUUGCUGCAUACGAGUACGCAUAUGGACGGCCAGAUACGGCCCUCAUAUCUGUGGGAACUUGCUCUAGAAUGGCUCAAAGUAUUGGUAUUGAUAAGGGGAGUAGAAACGGAAGUGAACGGCAAUUUUCCUGUGAGCUCAGGCUAAGAACUCUCGAGGAAAGGAAUAUAUGGUGGGGUGUUGUGGUCUUGGAAAGAAUCAUUUUGUGUGAGAUUCCACACAGUAAUCUAAGGCCUACGACUAAAUAUCCAGGAAAGAGCGCGCCUCUACCGUCUGACCUAGUACCUUUGCAGAAGCUCGAGGAAUCGGUAUGCAGUUAUGGGUCCUGUAAUGCGCCUUCACUAUCCGAAAUACACGCCGAACAUGUGAGCAGUUUUGGCCGCCGAGCGCAAGCCGUAUGCCUACUUGAUCGGGUCCUAAGUAACAUAAACUCUGGCGGAGAAACCGUUGACUUUCUGGAGCUGGAGAAACUUGACAGAGAGAUAUUGUCUUUCCUAGAAGUUGUCCUUGAUGAGUGUGGCCGGGAGUGGGGACAACACUGCCCAGCAGUUGCAUCUACUAUGAGGGCUCUCUUCCUCUUGCAUCAAAAUAUCCUUACAGGGACUAUGGUCUCUGCAAAAGAAGAAAUUGCAGCACAACAAGGGCAGAAUUCUCUGCGUGCACUAAAAACAGUGACAAAGAUGAUGGCUGAUGUGGCAUAUGACCAUGUGUCUCAUGUUGCAUUGCAUAACAACGUCGACGCUUUACCACUUUGCUGUUCAUAUAACCUUCAAGCAGCUAUACAAGCAUCUAAUGAGUCUCGUCGGCGCACCGGGUGUGGUCUGUCCUCUAUAGAACUGGAGUCUCUAAUGGCACUAGAUAAAAUCUUCUGUAAGCGGUGGAAACCCUCUUUAUCAUGACAGAUUUAGCGUACAUAUCUCUUGUCUUGCAGUUCUUGUACAAUGUCUCUAUGGGGGUCACUAGCGAUUAUAUUUAGAUGGGAUAUGAUGGGAUAUUGCCGCCUGAAUCACUGCAGGAACGCAAACGACAUCGAGUCCUAUUCCAUUCUUUCCCCCUGAUAGCCGCUGUCUGCGCGUAAAUGGAGGAAUUACACUCAAAUGAGCGGAUUACGUCAGGGAUUAUCAUUUCCUUUGACAAUCGAAGCAUCUAG
Molecule: messenger RNA, 1975 nt
Organism: Talaromyces proteolyticus
Lineage: Eukaryota; Fungi; Ascomycota; Eurotiomycetes; Eurotiales; Trichocomaceae
Exons: 3
Coding region: 192-1724 (510 amino acids)
Biological process (GO): regulation of DNA-templated transcription; DNA-templated transcription
Cellular component (GO): nucleus
Molecular function (GO): DNA-binding transcription factor activity, RNA polymerase II-specific; DNA binding; zinc ion binding
Source: RefSeq, a predicted model, not a curated record